Cyclocybe aegerita is the source of this 1116-nucleotide messenger RNA. Lineage: Eukaryota; Fungi; Basidiomycota; Agaricomycetes; Agaricales; Hemipholiotaceae. The record is from the annotation of a GenBank genome assembly.
AUGACUGCCGAAGAUAUUUCGAAGGAUCUCCCAGUCAUCGAUCUCGACCUCUUUCUCGCAGGGCCUUAUGACUCCGAAGCUGUACUCCGGGAGUGCAAAAAGGCGGCCAAUGCUCUUAUAGUCUAUGGUGCCCUCGUGCUACAUGACUCUCGCGUGUCUGAGGAAGACAACGCGAAGUUCCUGGAUCUCAUGGAAGAUUACUUCAACCAACCUGAAGCCGACUUGAAACAGGAUGAACGUCCGGAGCUCAGCUAUCAAGUUGGAGUCACUCUUGAGAAUACGGAGAAACCGAAGUGCGCCGUGGAUGAGCCCUGCCUCAGGAUCAUCGAAGCUUUGGAACCAUCUGAAAGGCCUCUCGACAUCAGUGCUCAUUUUCCAGAUCCAAAGUGCCGUUUCUUCUGGAAAAUGAGUGAAAUACCUCCUUACGAAACCCAAUUCCCUGGGCUGAAUGCUCCCAAUGUCGUCCCGCAGGCGGUUUUCAUCAAGGAGAAGUGGACAAGCACCAUGGAGCAGUGGGGCAAGGCCAUGAAGAGCGCUGUAUCUGAUUUGGCAGACAUGGUUGCCAUUGGUCUGGGUAUUCCCGCGGAAACCUUCAGGGAGGCAGGUCGCUACGGGCCUCAUUUACUGGCGCCUACGGCCUCUGAUCUUGUCAAAUACGGCAAGAAGGACACUAUUUUGGCUGGUUUCCAUUCAGAUCUAAAUUUCCUCACCAUUCACGGUCGUUCUCGCUACCCUGGCCUGAAUAUUUGGGCACGCAACACUGGCAAACGCAUUCCUGUCAAGAUACCGCCAGGAAACAACCUUCUAGUUCAGGCAGGAAAACAAUUGGAACACAUUACUGGUGGUUUUAUCAAAGCUGGCUUCCAUGAGGUCGUUGUCAACGAGCAAACUCUAGAGGUGAUCAAAAAGCAAAAGGCUUCUUCACCAGACCGUCCUUUGAUCAGAAUCUCCUCGACAUUCUUUUGGCAUCUGUCUUCCGACUACGACCUCGUGCCUAUUCCGUUUUUGGAAGAGCGGGCCCGGAGCUUGCGUGCUGAACAUUCGAAGGCCGGAAAAUCAGAUGGUGACGAGAGCGUGUAUUCGCCGAUGAAGGUUGGCCAACAGGUUGCCCAGUGA